This is a messenger RNA of Lathyrus oleraceus (garden pea), 918 nucleotides long. RefSeq lists its product as uncharacterized. NCBI's taxonomy places the organism in Eukaryota, Viridiplantae, Streptophyta, Magnoliopsida, Fabales, Fabaceae. The coding region runs from base 1 to 918 and encodes 305 amino acids. The record is from RefSeq and is a predicted model, not a curated record. The transcript has 2 exons.
AUGGAUGCUCAACAACAAUCCAUGUACAACUAUUCUCAGCAGAUGGAAUCAACUGAUCAAAUUCCCAUUUCUUCUCAACAAAGAAUUGCUACUACUGGUGUCGUUUCUACCCGAAUCUACAAAGAACCUCACAUUCUAUACCUUGAACCUCAUAUUCAUCUUGCCAUGCCCUUUGACAAGCUUGAAGUGUUGUGCGAAUCACUGGUAGACUUUGACAACAUGAAGCACAAUGGCAUAGACUUCACUGAGGAACUAAGAAUGCAAGGAUGGGAAACCUACUUCCAGAGACUCUACGACCCUGUGUACACUUAUCUGGUAAAGGAGUUCUGCCGUUUCAUAGAUGCAGAUGACCAUUACAUCGUCUCAUACAUUCUGGGGGUCAAGAUGCCACUUGCUUCUUCUCUUCCCAAAACCACUUCCAUAUACACCCAAUCAGAAACACCACCCUCUACCUUCAAAUCCUCUAAUCCAUCUUCUCAAAAAUUCAAUCUCGCAACCACUACCUUACCCGUUUCUGAAGCAGAAAUUCUGAACGAAACCACCUCAUCGUCUUAUUCUACACCUUCAUCCCCACCAUACUACAUUCUCUCAUUAGACACCGAACCCUCUGACCCCCAAUCCCUCACACUAGCUCAACUUCAGGUGCAUGCUCUUGCCUCACACCAACCACCACAACCUGAACCAAAAGCCACCUCUCCACCCCCUGAACAACAAAAUCCACCACCAUCUGAACAACCUCAAACAUCACCUUCUAAAAAACCAGCAACUCCACCCUCUGAACAACAACCCACAACACCACCUGCACAAACAACACCACCACCCUCUGAUAUUCCCACCAUACCAACCUUUGAAGACAUCAUCAUCCCUACUGAAACUCUCGCUGACACCAACCAAAUCAUCCCCAUCCCCCAACUCUGA